Molecule: messenger RNA, 1254 nt
Organism: Phycodurus eques (leafy seadragon)
Lineage: Eukaryota; Metazoa; Chordata; Actinopteri; Syngnathiformes; Syngnathidae
Gene: kcnk13b
Product: potassium channel, subfamily K, member 13b
Exons: 3
Coding region: 1-1254 (417 amino acids)
Biological process (GO): potassium ion transmembrane transport; stabilization of membrane potential
Cellular component (GO): membrane
Molecular function (GO): potassium ion leak channel activity
Source: RefSeq, a predicted model, not a curated record
AUGGCAUUUAGGGGCGGUUGCUGCUGCGGUUCGGGUCCAAUUAAUGAAGAUAAUGCGAGAUUCCUGCUGCUGGCCUUGUUCAUCAUCGUCUACCUGCUAUGCGGGGCAGCCGUGUUUUCCGCGCUGGAGCAGCCCAAAGAGAAGGAGGCCAAGGAGCGAUGGGCGCACAGGUUCGAGCUCUUCAGCCACACGUACAACCUGAGCAAGACAGAGCUGAACCGCUUCCUCAGGAACUACGAGGAAGCCAAUGUGGCAGGAAUUCGAGUGGACAGCAUCAGACCUCGAUGGGACUUCACCGGGGCUUUUUACUUCGUGGGAACUGUGGUUUCCACCAUUGGCUUUGGAAUGACCACUCCUGCCACAAUUGGAGGGAAAGUCUUCCUGAUGUUCUACGGCCUCCUCGGAUGCGCAGCCACCAUCCUCUUCUUCAACCUCUUCCUGGAGCGGGUCAUAACUGUCAUCGCCGUCGUCCUCAAAUCAUGCCAUGAGCACCGUCGCAACAAGGCUCAACUCCCCCAAAAUGGACAAGGGGUCCGUGCAAGGUCAAGUGGAAAAGGGGAGGACCUCGCCGGCUGGAAGCCUUCAGUCUACUGUGUGAUGUUCAUCCUUGGAGCGGCAGCCAUUUUGGUGUCUUGUUGUGCCUCGCUCAUGUAUUCUGCAGCCGAGGGCUGGGGCUACUUGGACUCGCUCUACUUCUGCUUUGUGGCCUUCAGCACCAUCGGCUUUGGAGAUAUGGUGAGCAGCCAGCGGCUCGUCUACGAGGGCCACGCUACGGCAGCAUACCAAAUGGGAAACUUCUUGUUCAUCCUGGCGGGCGUCUGCUGCAUCUACUCCCUCUUCAACGUCAUCUCCAUUGUCAUCAAGCAGGUCCUCAACUGGCUGCUGAGGAGACUCGAAGCCCCCUGCAGAUGUUGUUACUCCAGAAGGGGUCACCACCCACACCGGCACCCCCGUCGGAACGUGGUGGCCCCGGGCCACUUGCGAGCCCGCAGCGAACCGUCCAUAGAGACAGAUGCCAUCAAUGAAAGUGAAACUGAUGUUGGGCGCAGGAUGUCUGGAGAGAUGAUCUCUAUGAGAGACUUCCUCGCAGCAAAUAAGGUCAACUUGGCUAUCAUGCAGAAGCAGCUUUCCGAGAUGGCGAUCGGACACCCGCGCCAGUCCAGCUCCACUUCACAUCAUAACGGCUUCUCCGGGGGAGUGGGGGCGCUCGGCAUCAUGAACAACCGGCUGGCAGAGACAAGUGUGGACAGAUAG